This is a messenger RNA of Neurospora hispaniola, 2283 nucleotides long. RefSeq names its product Mis12-Mtw1 protein family-domain-containing protein. NCBI's taxonomy places the organism in Eukaryota, Fungi, Ascomycota, Sordariomycetes, Sordariales, Sordariaceae. The record is from RefSeq and is a predicted model, not a curated record. The transcript is spliced from 4 exons. Gene Ontology annotation, cellular component: MIS12/MIND type complex. Gene Ontology annotation, biological process: cell division; mitotic sister chromatid segregation. The coding region runs from base 245 to 1846 and encodes 533 amino acids.
UCAGAUUGCCAUUUGGCACCAUUUCUUUGAGUGUCAUAUUCAAGUUGAGGAGGAGGAGACGCGCUCCGUUCACGUCGGUUUGGCCCGGUCGCAACCCAACAUCAAACAUCACCAUCACGAUUCAUAUCCACCGCCGUCCAACUUACGAUAGGAUCUGCGAAGCAAGCGACGACCUUCUCAAACCUCCCGGCCUUCUCUUCAGCUCCGACUCAUUCGAGUUCAUGUACUUUAAAACCCGCCAUCCAUGACGACUGUCGUACGGACCCGUCAGCCGCUACAAAUCCUGAGCAUGAGCAGCAACCAGAGGCGCAGCAAACGCCUUGCGGCCGAGGCAGUAUAUGACGAGCAAGACGGCGAUUUCCUCUUCACGCGCGGCUCAAAGAGAGCCAGAACCACACUAAUAGCUCCAGCGUCCACGUUAGAGGACGCCGAGAAUGAACCGGUGGUGAUAUCUGUGCCUGCGAAAAAGCCCGUCGGCAGACCCCCAAAGAAUAGCGCAAGGAAGCGCGCAUCAUCCCCUGUGCAAGAGUCGCCUCCGCCGCCACCACCAGCCGCACAACAGCAGCAGAUCUCCGGACCGAUACCGAGGAGGACGUCGAAACGAAAAUCAAAUGGUGGUUCUGCUGCUGCUGCGCCUCCGCCCGCACCCGCGCCUUCAGCAGCGGUAUCCGCUGUGAAUGAGGAGGAUGCUGCUCCUAAAUCGAGGGGUCGUCGGAAAGGCCUCCCACCAAAACAACAGAAGAACGACGAGGUACCGCGACCAGAAAACGGCAUGCGCGCGGUACCAGAACCGGAGGACGAGGAGGAGGAGGAUGGGCCAAAUCUCGUUGGGGCGACGCCAAUGGACAUCGACGACACAAGGGAUUUGAGGACCAAGGGCCGGAAAGGAGCAGGAGGACGAGGAGGAGGGAGACGAAGCUCUUUAGAGCCACAGCAAAUUGUACUACCACUCAGCGACACGCCAAUCAUCAACCGGAACAAAGAAAUGCGGAAGAAGGGCGGUGCAAGCGGCAGUCGGCGGAGCAGUCUAGGGAUGAGGGGAAGGCGAGCGAGUUCCUUGAUCGAGAACGGGCAUAGUGCGAUACCGCAUCGCGAGGUCGACCCGUCCGAAUUCUACAAGCAUAUCGAAGCUGAGGGGCUGAGCGAGCCAAGGCGGAUGAGGCAGCUUUUGACGUGGUGCGGCGAAAGGGCUCUUAGUGAGAAGCCACCGCAUGGGAGUCAUGGGUCUAGUGCAAUUCUUGGAGCGCGCGCGAUACAAGACCAAUUGCUCAAGGAUUUUGGAGCGAGGUCAGAAUUCUCGGAUUGGUUUGCUAGAGAGGAAGCAUCGAAGCCCCCCGUGGUGCUACAACCAAACCCGCGAAAUCUCGAGCACGACGCCAAGAUUGCAGAACUCGAAGCGAAGAUCAAAAGACUAAAAGAAGAGAAAAAAGCCUGGCAAGCCCUGGCCAAACCUCUCCCAGACCUCGAACCGCUAUACCCCGACUCCGACCCAACCAAAGCACCACUACCCGAACCGUCACUUCUCGACGCCGAGGAAGCCAAAAUCCUUGCCUCUCUGGUCGAGCCCGACACAGCCUUCAGCUCCUUCCGUCGUCGGACGCGAUCGCGCCUGCAGAAUGUGCAGUCCUCGCUCGAGUUCAAGAUCGACCACCUGGCCGAUAGCGUGCACAAGCUCGACAUGCGGGUCUCGACGGCGGGCCGCGAGGCGGAUCAGGUGCUUAUGCUGAGCGCGGCCAGGUUGAAGGAGCGGGAGGAGAGGGAGAAGGGAAGAGUGGGAACGAGGGAUUUGCCGACUAUUGAGGUGUUAAGAAGUUUGGGGAGGAUAUUGCCUGCUGAAGGGGGUUGAGUCUGGGUAAAGCAGAGGAAUCAAAACGGGAAUUCUCUCACGUUUUGCGGAUACCCUUUUUGUUUUCCUUUUCUAUGUGUUGUUCUUGUUCAAUGACCUCGGCGAUAUUUCCUUCGGGACCGGGAGUACGGGCGGCAAGGGCGGGGAGAUUUGGGUUUGAAGGCAUAUGCGAUGGCGUUCAAAGAACGCAUGGGGUACCAUUGGGCUUGCAGUUUUGGCAUUUAGGUCGGGAGUGGGGAAGAACAUUGAAUUGAAAGCGCUCUUAGGGGCGUGUGGUCUGACCCAGCAUUUGCCGUCCCGGUGGCGCGGUACCCAAUAUCAUGUCUUCUCCAUGUAGUACAUCAACAACCACAUUAUGGACAGUCCAAAGUGACUGUUCGUGUUUUGCUUUCAGCGGCUCAACCUUUGGUCCAGUUCGACAUCUAACGUUGUGUUAA